Salvia splendens (bonfire salvia) is the source of this 1955-nucleotide messenger RNA. Its product is annotated as cell division protein FtsZ homolog 2-2, chloroplastic. The record is from RefSeq and is a predicted model, not a curated record. Gene Ontology annotation, cellular component: cytoplasm; chloroplast. The transcript has 8 exons. Gene Ontology annotation, molecular function: GTP binding; GTPase activity. Lineage: Eukaryota; Viridiplantae; Streptophyta; Magnoliopsida; Lamiales; Lamiaceae. Gene Ontology annotation, biological process: chloroplast fission. Bases 221 to 1645 code for a protein of 474 amino acids.
UCCACGCGCUAUCUUAACGACUUCAACUUGUUCGCUAAGCUCACCUUCCUGUUACUACCACUAAGUAAAACGGAAAAGCCUAGCAAAAAACCCCUCUCCUCACCAUAACCAAUUCCGUAAACCAUCCCCCUCUUGCUGCAUUGUGCUCACACGCCUUCAGGCGAUAAGAUAGAUAGACUGAGGGUUAGAGUUGGUUCUUCCUGUUCCGGAAUUGUUCGUAAUGGCUACUUGUACGUCCCCGUAUUUUACGCCUCCAGACACUCGUAGGCGAGCAGGGGUAUUGAUGGUUUUUCGGGGGAGAUUUUGUCGCUUGAAAAUGGCUGAAGAUAGGAAUGGAUAUUCAAGCUAUAGUCAGAAAUGUGGGUCAAAUGUAUCCCUGUUCAAAUGCUCUGCAAAUUCGCACAACAUUAACCAAUUUCAGAACAAGGACCCGUUUCUGAAUUUACACCCUGAGAUAUCAAUGCUUAGAGGUGAGGCGAACUCUACAGUGACUAACCAGAAACAGGAUAACACUGAGAGUUUGCGAGAUUCUUCAGGUUUGAACAAUUAUAAUGAGGCCAAGAUAAAGGUUAUUGGCGUUGGAGGUGGUGGCUCUAAUGCAGUUAAUCGUAUGAUAGAAAGUGCAAUGAAGGGGGUUGAGUUUUGGAUUGUGAACACUGAUAUCCAAGCUAUGAGGAUGUCACCCGUUUCACCCGAUCAUCGCUUGCAGAUUGGUGAAGAGUUGACUAGAGGGCUUGGUGCUGGUGGGAACCCAGAUAUUGGAACAAAUGCGGCUAAAGAAAGCAAAGAAUCCAUUGAGGAAGCAGUGUUUGGAGCAGACAUGGUCUUUGUUACUGCUGGAAUGGGUGGUGGAACAGGCACAGGCGGAGCUCCUGUAAUAGCUGGAACUGCGAAGGCUUUGGGCAUUUUGACUGUUGGUAUAGUUACCACCCCAUUUUCUUUUGAGGGACGAAGAAGAGCUGUUCAAGCACAGGAAGGAAUUGCAGCUUUAAGAGAAAAUGUUGACACUCUAAUUGUCAUUCCAAACGACAAGUUACUGACUGCAGUUUCCCCAUCUACACCAGUGACAGAAGCAUUUAAUCUUGCUGAUGACAUUCUGCGGCAAGGUGUUCGUGGUAUCUCUGACAUAAUCACGAUCCCAGGGCUAGUAAAUGUAGAUUUUGCUGAUGUUAGAGCCAUUAUGGCUAAUGCAGGUUCUUCAUUGAUGGGAAUAGGAACAGCAACAGGAAAAACCAGAGCUAGAGAUGCUGCUCUAAAUGCUGUUCAAUCUCCUUUGCUGGAUAUCGGUAUAGAGAGAGCUACUGGUAUCGUGUGGAAUAUAACCGGUGGUACUGAUCUAACAUUGUUUGAGGUCAAUGCUGCUGCAGAGGUCAUAUACGAUCUUGUGGAUCCAAGUGCCAACUUAAUAUUUGGUGCUGUGGUAGAUCCUUCCUUAACUGGUCAAGUUAGCAUAACACUGAUCGCAACUGGUUUUAAACGUCAAGAAGAAAGUGAUGGAAGGCCCCUCCAGGCAAAUCAGUUGGUACAGGGAGAUCCUAACCUCGGUCUCAACAGGCGACCAUCAUCCUUUCUCGAAGGCGCCAGCUCUGUUGAAAUCCCAGAAUUCUUGAGGAAGAAAGGAAGGUCCCGUUUCCCUAGAGCCUAAUGCCCUGUAAUACCACACGCAGCCUCUCUGUCAUGGAGCUACUUAUUUGUAUCUGUAUAGGAUUUUGACUUGUCAUCUAUGUGAAUCUUAGCUUUGGGAAAGAGCAGAAUGAAUUGUUGACACUUUUCCUUAAUAAAAAAAGGCAAUAGAUCUAUGAGUUAAUGGCGAUUGUAAUAGCUUCUCCUGCAGUAAAUAGGUUUGGCAUUCUUCUGUAUUGUGAGCGAGUAGUCAUCCUUUGAAAUUACUAUGAGAAGUUUCAUUCACAUUGUUGUAGUCAGAAAUGUACUCCAUGUGAUUUAUAUUGCUGCCA